AUGCAACUGUUCCUUCUACUCCUUCUGGGAGCCUUGGGCUAUUCGUUGGCCUAUCAGCGCAGCUACAGUUACGAGUAUCCCCGCAGAAGGGCCUACUCAACCUCGUACUCCGGCAACUCGUACAGCUCCCUAAGCGGUCGGAAGGCCAAGGAGGAGAGCACCACCAACAAAUCGGACAAGGAGAAUGCCAAGUUCGCAGGGGCCUCGAAUCAGGAGCUGGACGAAGUGGGUGAUGAACGCACCCUGCUGCUGAAAAAGAAACUCAAGAGGUUGGCGAGGCCCUACCUGGGAGGAUAUGGCGGAUACGGCGGAUACGGAGGAUAUGGUGGAUAUGGGGGUUAUGGCGGAUACGGCGGUGGUCCCUGCUCUCCAUUCGGACGCGAUGCCAAGGGCGGGCAGAAGGAUCCCGAUGAGCAGGGUCGCUUUCUGUUCGACGUGAAUGUGGUGAAAGUCUAUCCGGGCGGUUGUCGCGGCUAUGGAGGAGGAGGUGGGCUCGGGGGAUUUGGUGGCCCCGGCGGGGGCCUCCUGUCAGAUCCCCUGCCACCUAUUCAACCCAUUCCAGUGCCAGUGCGACCCUAUGCCCCCUUUGCCACCUGGCUGUCGCUCUUUGCCCCGGGAAUUUUGAACUCUGCCACAGUGCCAGGGGUACCAAUAAGAGAUCCCCUCCGGGAUCCCAUUCGCCCCGCUGGGGAUGCGCUGAGCGAUCCUGAAGUGGAUCCCAACUAUGCGGCUCCACCUCCAGUGCGGCGACCCGUUCCGAAUCGUGUGUAUUACGAUUCUGCCGGAGCGCCUCCUGUGACCCCUGCUCAAUUAGUUGGAGGCGUGGCCACCACGGUAAACGGAAUCAUUCAGCAGUUGACUGGUCAAGUGCAGCCAGUUUACCAAACGGGAGGCUAUCGGUCCAGGGAUCAGCGGAGCAGCUAUGGAUAG
Molecule: messenger RNA, 930 nt
Organism: Drosophila subpulchrella
Lineage: Eukaryota; Metazoa; Arthropoda; Insecta; Diptera; Drosophilidae
Product: WAS/WASL-interacting protein family member 1
Exons: 2
Coding region: 1-930 (309 amino acids)
Source: RefSeq, a predicted model, not a curated record